Schistocerca gregaria is the source of this 1831-nucleotide messenger RNA. Its product is annotated as outer dense fiber protein 3-like. The record is from RefSeq and is a predicted model, not a curated record. The transcript has 4 exons. The coding region runs from base 160 to 900 and encodes 246 amino acids. NCBI's taxonomy places the organism in Eukaryota, Metazoa, Arthropoda, Insecta, Orthoptera, Acrididae.
AAUACCAUCUUUUUUUUAACGACAUUGUGUUAUCUUUGGUAAUGGCUUGGUUUGUUUGAAGUUUCCCUGGUUACAAACACAGUCCAACCUUUCGGCUACUUUCAGUUAAAAUUUCUGUAUUCCUUCAUUUUUUCGUGGUUAGAAAAUUUAAGGAGAAUCAUGCCUACGCCAGAGAAAACUCCACUACCACCUGUUAAUAGAAAUCGAGGCCCCGGGCCGGCGGCGGUGAUGCUGCCGUCGACUGUGGGCUACGAGGGCCAUGACCCCACCAAGUACCGCGCGCCCAACUACACGAUGCGACCCAAGCCGCCCUUGGUGGACCGGCGAGUGAGGCCCGCGCCCAACCGCUACACCAUCGAGAAGUACUACACGCGCUUCGGCAAGGAUGGCACGCCCCAGUACACGGCGCGCUGGCCGCUCGAGCCGCUCUCGAUGCCGAAGAGCCCGGGCCCAAUGGCGUACCGCGUGGAGGACGUCCCAGUGCUGAAGACAAACCGCGCGCCGCACUACAGCCUCAACGACCGCCAUAAGCAGCGCAGCUUGACGCAGCCACCGGCGCCCAACGCCUACACACUGCCGGUAGUCAUCGGCGAGAAUGUCAUCUACAAGCCCAACGCCCCCUCCUAUUCCCUGUCGCAGUACCCACGCUUCUGGAUCUACCGGCCAUGGCCGGGCCCGGCCGACUACACCGUGGGCGAAGUCAACCUAAUCAGGCCAAAGGCGCCCGCCUACACGAUGCCGGACAAGGUGUACCCGCCCCCUGGCGGGCCUGAAACCCCCGGUCCGGCCAAGUAUCUGCCGCCGCCCAUACGCUGCUGCCAAACCAACGACUUCGGCAUCUCUUUCGGAAUCAAGCACUCACCCUACCUCACGCCGCUUAUCCUGCCCUGCGACAACUAGAUCCGGGCGAAACAUACAAAAGCGAAGGAAACAUUUCCUCGGGUUCCAGGUUAUCAUACUCGUGUUCUUCUCUUAUUUCCGUGACACUUUUUACGUGAGUGAUGCAAUAUUGUAUCAUUUUCGUCUUCUCGAGAGAAUCGGGCCAUUCUGUCAGUAUCAAUGAUUUCAGAAGUCUACAAAGUCUCUAUUGCUUCAUUAUUAUUGGUAUCAAGUUUACAUCCACAAAUCAGGAAGGCGAAACUGCUUCUUAGACUGUGUUGUUGAGUUACAAGGCAAGCGGUGGCCAAUACGACAGAAUUGUCAGCUCCGCUCGUGCCACAGCCGAUUACUAUAAUUAAGUAACUGUUUUAGUGAUUCAUUUAGCGUCUAUUGGAAUAUUUUGCCCAAGUGGAUUCGAGGUAACUAUCUGUGUUGCCAAUAAAAAAUCAGUAAGAAUUGCAUUUAUUGCAGAUGGCGGCAUAUCUGAGCAUUUCUUUAAGGAAAACCUACUGUUGACAUAUGCUUGUUAUUCUAAGUGCUUCUAGAUGUUGUAAGUUCGUUUAACAGGCGUGCACUUACGUGGCCAAUGUUUACUACGUUCGUCUCGAUUCAACAAAGAGGCGGAACUAGUUUCGACAGCAGACAGAAUUUUCAGGUGGUGAGAUUUCCAUGGCUGCGUUAAAUUGUCCUCAUUUCUGCAUUGUUUGAGAAACUAUAUUUUUAUGUUCGAUGUUACAAAGUGUAGCUAGAUAUGCCAACCACAUGUCACAAAAAUUGUGAAGCUGCAGUAGGACUAAGAGUGAUGUAUCCAUGGUCCCUAUACUGCAUUUGCUUUGUUUACAUGUAUUUUUUCUUGGUUUUGAAUAAUUGUGUGUUUAGUUAAAAGGUGUAUGACAAUUUAUGACUUAUUUCUAUUGUUAAAACUGAUAUUAAAUGAGUAUCAUCUUGCAGA